This is a messenger RNA of Neomonachus schauinslandi (Hawaiian monk seal), 1239 nucleotides long. RefSeq names its product solute carrier family 35 member G2 (gene SLC35G2). Gene Ontology annotation, cellular component: plasma membrane. The coding region runs from base 1 to 1239 and encodes 412 amino acids. NCBI's taxonomy places the organism in Eukaryota, Metazoa, Chordata, Mammalia, Carnivora, Phocidae. The transcript has a single exon. The record is from RefSeq and is a predicted model, not a curated record.
AUGGAUACUUCUCCCUCCAAAAAAUAUCCAGUUAAAAAACGGGUGAAAAUACAUCCCAACACGGUGAUGGUGAAAUAUACUUCCCAUUAUCCCCAGCCUGGGGAUGAUGGAUAUGAAGAAAUCAAUGAAGACUAUGGAAAUUUUAUGGAGGAGAAUCCAAAGAAAGGCCUGCUGAGUGAAAUGAAAAGAAAAGGAAGAACUUUCUUUGGAACCAUGGAUACUCGACCUCCGCCAACAGAAGACCCAAUGACCAAUGAUUUUGGACAAUUCCAGAGCUUUGCAGAAAAAAAUAUUUUUCAAUCCAGAAAAAUGUGGAUAGUGCUGUUUGGAUCUGCUUUGGCUCAUGGAUGUGUAGCUCUUAUCACUAGGCUGGUUUCUGAUCGUUCUAAAGUUCCGUCUCUAGAGCUGAUUUUUAUCCGUUCUGUCUUGCAGGUCUUAUCUGUGCUAGUUGUAUGUUACUACCAAGAGGCCCCCUUUGGACCCAGUGGAUACAGAUUACGACUCUUCUUUUACGGCGUAUGCAAUGUCAUUUCUAUCACCUGUGCUUAUACAUCAUUUUCAAUAGUUCCUCCCAGCAAUGGGACCACUAUGUGGAGAGCCACAACCACAGUCUUCAGUGCCAUUCUGGCUUUUUUACUUGUAGAUGAGAAAAUGGCUUAUGUUGACAUGGCUACAGUUGUUUGCAGCAUCUUAGGUGUUUGUCUUGUCAUGAUCCCCAACAUUGUUGAUGAAGACAAUUCUUUGUUAAAUGCCUGGAAAGAAGCCUUUGGGUACACUAUGACCGUGAUGGCUGGACUGACCACUGCUCUUUCCAUGAUAGUAUACAGAUCUAUUAAGGAGAAGAUCAGCAUGUGGACUGCACUGUUUACCUUUGGUUGGACUGGGACAAUCUGGGGAAUAUCUACUAUGUUUGUUCUUCAAGAACCCAUCAUCCCAUUAGAUGGAGAAACCUGGAGUUAUCUCAUUGCCAUAUGCGUCUGUUCCACUGCAGCGUUCUUAGGAGUUUAUUAUGCUUUGGACAAAUUCCAUCCAGCUUUGGUCAGCACAGUACAACACCUGGAGAUUGUAGUAGCUAUGGUCUUGCAGCUUCUAGUGUUACACAUAUUUCCUAGUGUCUAUGAUGUUUUUGGAGGGGUAAUCAUUAUGAUUAGUGUUUUUGUCCUUGCUGGUUAUAAACUUUAUUGGAGGAAUUUAAGAAGGCAGGAUUAUCAGGAAAUUUUAGACUCUCCCAUUAAAUGA